UUGAGCAUUCACGAUUUUAAAUUUACUUGUCUCGAAGUUCAUCCGAGCUUUUGCGGAAAGCUUUCAAACUUUGUUUUCGGCUCGCGAAAUGGAACCCGCCGUGUUUCCAGCUCGGCAAUCCCUGCAAUGCCAUUGGCAGACAAGAAUAUAUUUGCGCGCUAUAUUACAAAAAAUGCCAUAUUUGAAAAUGACAUGUUUCCGAAUAUGACAUGCAAGCUAAUUUCGUUUUUCCGGUUGUGCUGUUUAUAUUUAUUCCAUUCCCCAACCAAUAGUGUGACCGGGUCAAAGCUGAUGAGUGACAUUGGCUAUUUUUAUGCAGACGCGUUCAAGCUCGUUCGCCCCACAGCUGAUGGAAUCAAGGGCCUGAAUUGCGUUAAUACCCUUGACAGCAAUGCCAUUCUCCCCGAGGUUCUCGACGUACUUCUGAGGGUCAACGCGGGCUAUGACUUGGAGGGUAGUGAUGCGGGCAAGAUGGCCCAGCGUUUCAGCAUCAUCCCGCCGCUGUCGCUGCAAAAGGAGGUCUUUCCGUGGAUCAAGCCCCUGCUCAUGAACGCAUUCGGCCAAAAUGACAACAACGAGGAUGUGCGGUCGGCGACACGGUUCCUGCGCCUCCUAAAGGAACUUCGCGUCGUGCUGAUCCAGGACGUUGCCUUUAUGCUUGAGAUGCCCUCGAUGAGCAAGGCGGUGGAGGCCAACCCUUUGUUUUCGCACGUGCUGUUUGAUUCUGAUGAAUUCAAGGCAUACCGUGAGCAGCUGCGCGUCGCUCUGGCCAAGACUGACAUCAAGGCUGCCGACAAUCUGCUUGCCAGUGCCCUUCAGCACGCUGAGGAUUACAGGUCAAAGUACCCCAAUGGCUACGCCAAGAGGAUGGAGGCCACGGGGCCCUUGAUGCCACCUCCCAAGGUCCAGCCAGUGGUGCCGAAGCUGGAGGUCAAGACCAAGCCUGCUUUUACACUUUUACCCAGCGUUGCGUCUAUCGUGGAUAGUGCAGCGCAGAGCCGCGCGGCAUCGCCUCAGCAGCGGCCGCUUCCGAUUCUGCCCCGCCCCCUGUCGCCGCGGAGCAACUUCAACGAGCCCGUUGAGCGCAAACGCGCGCGGUCGCCGACAAGACUUGGUGAUGUCGAGCCCGAGUAUGCGUACGGGCCAGGCACCGACUCAGUUGGCAGCAUCCCCAAGCGAAGCCGCCGGGUGUACGAUGCGAUUACCAAUGGGACCAUGGGUCAGGUGUAUGGCGAUGUGCACAAUCGGAUUAGCCCUAGGUCAGCGACGCACAUCAACCCAGCGCAGCUCCCGGUGGAGGUCGCUACUGCCAUAGACGAGCUGCGCAUGGAGAACGAUGAUUUAAAAUCCCAGCUGCGCAGACUCGAGUAUACGUUUGGCCAGCACAGGACCGAGAUGCGCACAUGGAUGGGAAAGAUGGAGAGGGUCAUGCACAACAUCGUGAGCGCAUCCGACUGCUCGACAACGCCUCCAGUCGAUGUGUCGGCCCCCGGCUAUCGCUCAGCGACAGGCCAGCGGGCCCCAUCCGCCGUGCCAUUGCCAGCUGCCGCAGCUAUUUCGCGUGGUCCCACUCACCCGUCUCAGCUAUCGCAGACUGCCUCAUCGACAUACCUUAGCCGGCAGCAGCGCAUGUACUCUGAGGGCCGUUACCAGCAGCAGCAGCAGUCACCACAGCCGCCGCAGUCGCAGCCACCAAUGCGCGAGAGCUUUGCCAACCAGGAGCGUGGAAGUAUUCUCAGAGAAGAUUCUCCCAUCGGGCGCGUAGGAAUAGCGAAUUCUCGCCCUCCAAUUGACAUCCAUUCCCGUCCGCGCCAGCAAAUACCACCUAUUCCGACUCCAGCACGGCAGGCUCCAGGGCAACAGACGCAGGCGAUCCCAUCAGGAGGCUUGCACUCCCCCAGACGCCAGUCUGGCAAUUCCACUCAGUUUGUGAAUGCUACUGAGUAUAACGAAUAUCGCAGGCACGUCCAGAACUCGGCAGCCCAGCAGCAGGUCGCGAUGCAGCAACAGCAACAGCGUCAACACGAGCAGCAAAAGCUUCAGAUGAUGAGACAACAACAGCAGCAGGCCUCUGCCGCCGAUCGUGUCGAUCGCGGUGACCAGCAGUGGUACCAGAACUCGCACGAGCAGAUCUACUCGAGCAGACACACUUCGCCGCGCAUGCCGAACGGUUCUUCUCAGAACAAAUACCAAUGAGGCAAAUACUAUUCCGACUCUGUAUCUUGUUAAUUACAUUUUCAAUAUUUCAAUUUUCUCUCCAAAACCAAUUUUC
Molecule: messenger RNA, 2272 nt
Organism: Kickxella alabastrina
Lineage: Eukaryota; Fungi; Kickxellomycota; Kickxellomycetes; Kickxellales; Kickxellaceae
Exons: 1
Coding region: 127-2196 (689 amino acids)
Molecular function (GO): DNA binding
Source: RefSeq, a predicted model, not a curated record